Molecule: messenger RNA, 570 nt
Organism: Miscanthus lutarioriparius
Lineage: Eukaryota; Viridiplantae; Streptophyta; Magnoliopsida; Poales; Poaceae
Source: the annotation of a GenBank genome assembly
AUGGCUAGCACAACGAUAGCUCGUCUCUCCUUGGCGCUCGCGGCCAUCCUUCCCGUAGCUCUUGCCACCUUCCCCCACCGCGCGCUGCUCCAGUCCUGCCAGCCCAACGGCUCCAUCCGCGGGAAGUCCGGCAGCUGCAACCCUGAUAACGACUCCAUGUGCUGCGAGGGUGGGAAGCGCUACACGACGUUCGCGUGCUCCCCGCCGGUGACGGCCCGCACCCGCGGCACGCUGACGCUCAACAGCUUCGCCAAGGGCGGGGACGGCGGCGGCGCUUCCAGCUGCACCGGCACGUUCUUCGACGACGACGUGACGGUGGUGGCGCUGUCCACGGGGUGGUUCAACAAAGGGAAGCGGUGCCAGAAUAGCAUCGUGAUCAGGGCGAGCAACGGCAGGUCCGUGACGGCCAUGGUCGUAGACGAGUGCGACUCUCUCCACGGCUGCGACGAUGAGCACAACUUCGAGCCCCCGUGCUUCAACAACAUCGUAGAUGGGUCCCCGGCGGUGUGGAAGGCGCUCGGGCUCAACACCGACGAUGGGGAGGUGCCCAUCACCUGGUCCGAAGCGUGA